AUGUGGAGUGGAGGUCAUACGAGUGAGCGGUACAGGGUCCCCAGGGGUAACCUGACCCAGAAUUAUCACCCCGAAGUAAAGGUUCCGGUAGAAGAUGGCAAUGUGCUGGUGGAACGCAUUUCCGAAAGGAAGUUUCAUCACUCUCUCCAUGGCCUGACUCGAAGCCUCAUCGCCAAUGCCAUCGUGGGCGUCACAGACGGUUACACCAAGACACUGGAAUUAAUGGGUGUCGGCUACCGGGUACAACAGUCAGGUGAGGGUAUUGUCCUUAAUGUGGGUUUCAGCCAUCCGGUGGAAAUCCAGCCACCUAGGGGCGUAACAUGGAGGUUGGGAUCACCGCAGCCAUGUCCGUGGUAUCGACACGCAUCGAAGGUCGGAGAAUGCAGCUCAGGUAGGAAAUGUGCGCCCGCCCAAUGCCGAAACACGGAAAAGGGAUUCGGUAUCAGGGAGAAAUUCUCCAUUUCAAGCCCGCAAAGCGCAGCCUCGACAAGGCCUAACCGUUCCGCUACUCGACGAAUUUACGGAGUAUUAAUAGGAAAUGCCCAGAGACAGAGGAAGAAGCCCGACAAUAAAUGGACGUACGGCACCGCCGGUACGCAGGAGGUCUCCGGCAAUCCGGAUCCGGCCUAG
This is a messenger RNA of Geodia barretti, 630 nucleotides long. Lineage: Eukaryota; Metazoa; Porifera; Demospongiae; Tetractinellida; Geodiidae. The record is from the annotation of a GenBank genome assembly.